This is a messenger RNA of Manis pentadactyla (Chinese pangolin), 6727 nucleotides long. It is a transcript of the gene POGZ, whose product is annotated as pogo transposable element derived with ZNF domain. Bases 130 to 4368 code for a protein of 1412 amino acids. The record is from RefSeq and is a predicted model, not a curated record. Gene Ontology annotation, molecular function: DNA-binding transcription factor activity, RNA polymerase II-specific; RNA polymerase II cis-regulatory region sequence-specific DNA binding. Gene Ontology annotation, biological process: regulation of DNA-templated transcription. NCBI's taxonomy places the organism in Eukaryota, Metazoa, Chordata, Mammalia, Pholidota, Manidae. The transcript is spliced from 19 exons.
UUCGUCUCCCCCCAAGCCCCGGUCCCCUCCCCUGCUCCCACCCCCUUCUCCCGGCGCCGGGUGCAAGGUCCCUUUAAGGCGACGGCGCCUUCUUCGGGUCAGACUACCGGCGGCGACGACCACGGGAGCAUGGCGGACACUGACCUGUUCAUGGAAUGUGAGGAGGAGGAGCUGGAGCCAUGGCAGAAAAUCAGUGAUGUGAUUGAGGAUUCUGUAGUUGAAGAUUAUAAUUCAGUGGAAAAAACUACUACAGUUUCUGUGAACCAGCAGCCAGUCUCGGCUCCAGUGCCCAUCGCUGCCCAUGCUUCUGUUGCUGGGCACCUCUCUACAUCUACCACUGUUAGUAGCAGCGGGGCACAGAACAGUGACAGUACAAAGAAGACUCUUGUCACACUAAUUGCCAACAACAAUGCUGGCAAUUCUUUGGUCCAACAAGGUGGACAGCCACUCAUCCUAACUCAGAAUCCAACCCCAGGUCUGAGCACAAUGGUUACUCAACCAGUAUUGAGACCUGUCCAAGUCAUGCAGAAUGCCAAUCAUGUGACUAGUUCCCCUGUAGCCUCACAACCAAUAUUUAUCACUACACAGGGGUUUCCUGUAAGAAAUGUCCGGCCUGUACAAAAUGCAAUGAAUCAGGUUGGGAUUGUGCUCAACGUACAGCAAGGCCAAACAGUUAGACCAAUUACACUAGUUCCAGCCCCAGGUACCCAGUUUGUUAAGCCGACAGUUGGAGUCCCACAAGUGUUCUCUCAGAUGACCCCAGUGAGGCCAGGCUCCACAAUGCCUGUGCGGCCUACCACCAACACCUUUACCACCGUCAUCCCAGCCACUCUCACUAUUCGAAGCACCGUCCCACAGUCUCAGUCCCAGCAGACCAAGUCCACUCCCAGCACUUCCACCGCUCCUACUGCCACACAGCCGACCUCACUGGGGCAACUAGCUGUUCAGCCGCCAGGCCAAUCUAACCAGACCCCAAAUCCCAAGCUAGCUCCCUCCUUCCCCUCUCCACCUGCAGUGAGCAUUGCCAGCUUUGUCACUGUGAAGCGACCUGGGGUUACAGGUGAAAAUAACAAUGAAGUGGCCAAACUGGUGAAUACCCUUAACACCAUCCCUUCCCUGGGCCAUAGUCCUGGGCCAGUGGUGGUACCCAACAACAGCUCUGCCCAUGGCUCUCAACGAACCGGUGGACCUGAGUCUUCAGUGAAAGUGACCUCUUCCAUCCCAGUGUUUGACCUUCAGGAUGGCGGACGGAAAGUAUGUCCACGGUGUAACGCUCAAUUCCGUGUUACUGAAGCUUUGAGAGGUCACAUGUGUUACUGUUGCCCAGAAAUGAUUGAAUACCAGAAGAAAGGAAAGUCUCUGGAUUCAGAACCCAUUGUCCCAUCAGCAGCAAAGCCCCCAUCCCCUGAGAAAACGGCUCCUAUUGCUUCCACACCUUCUUCUACACCUAUUCCUGCUCUGUCACCACCUACCAAAGUACCAGAGCCAAAUGAGAAUGUGGGUGAUGCUGUCCAGACCAAGCUCAUUAUGCUAGUAGAUGACUUCUACUAUGGACGGGAUGGUGGCAAAGUAACCCAACUCACAAACUUCCCUAAAGUCGCCACAUCUUUCCGAUGCCCCCAUUGUACCAAAAGGCUAAAAAACAACAUUCGAUUCAUGAACCAUAUGAAACACCAUGUAGAACUCGAUCAACAGAAUGGUGAGGUGGAUGGUCAUACUAUCUGCCAACACUGUUAUCGCCAGUUUUCCACUCCCUUCCAGCUCCAAUGCCACUUGGAAAAUGUUCAUAGUCCCUAUGAAUCGACUACCAAGUGCAAGAUCUGUGAGUGGGCGUUUGAGAGCGAGCCACUAUUUCUCCAGCAUAUGAAGGACACUCAUAAGCCUGGGGAGAUGCCUUAUGUUUGCCAGGUGUGUCAGUACCGCUCCUCCCUCUACUCAGAGGUGGACGUCCAUUUCCGGAUGAUUCACGAGGACACCCGGCAUCUGCUCUGCCCUUACUGCCUCAAGGUCUUCAAGAACGGCAAUGCAUUCCAGCAGCACUACAUGAGGCACCAGAAAAGGAAUGUUUAUCACUGCAACAAAUGCCGCCUGCAGUUUCUCUUUGCCAAGGACAAAAUUGAACACAAGCUUCAGCACCAUAAAACCUUCCGUAAACCCAAGCAGCUGGAAGGCUUGAAGCCAGGCACCAAGGUGACAAUCCGGGCUUCCCGAGGACAGCCACGAACUGUUCCUGUAUCCUCCAGUGAUGCCCCUCCCAGCACUUUGCAGGAGGCAGCACCACUGACCUCCUCAACAGACCCUCUGCCUGUCCUCCUUUACCCUCCUGUCCAGCGCAACAUCCAGAAGAGAGCUGUUAGGAAAAUGAGUGUCAUGGGCCGACAAACGUGUCUGGAGUGCAGCUUUGAGAUCCCAGAUUUCCCUAAUCAUUUUCCUACUUACGUUCACUGCUCUCUGUGCCGCUACAGCACCUGCUGCUCUCGUGCUUAUGCCAACCACAUGAUCAACAAUCAUGUUCCACGGAAGAGCCCCAAGUAUUUGGCUUUGUUUAAAAAUUCUAUGAGUGGAGUCAAGCUGGCCUGCACUUCAUGCACCUUUGUUACCUCUGUGGGAGAUGCCAUGGCCAAGCAUUUGGUGUUCAACCCCUCUCACAGAUCCAGUAGCAUCCUGCCACAGGGACUCACCUGGAUAGCUCACUCAAGACAUGGCCAGACUCGUGACCGAGUGCAUGACCGGAGCUUGAAGAAUAUAUACCCUCCUCCUUCCUUCCUCUCUAAUAAAGCUGCCACUGUGAAAUCUGCAGGGGCCACCCCUGCUGAGCCUGAAGAGCUUCCAACUCCCGUGGCCCGGGCACUCCCAUCACCAGCUUCAACUGCAACCCCGCCAGCCCCAACUCACCCCCAGCCCCUGGCCCUUCCACCCUUGGCCAGAGAGGGGACCGAAUGUCUGAAUGUUGAUGACCAGGAUGAAGGGAGCCCAGUCACCCAGGAACCUGAGCAAGCAUCAGGGGGUGGUAGUAGCAGUGGGAUUGGCAAGAAGGAGCAGCUGUCAGUGAAGAAGCUUCGAGUGGUACUGUUUGCCCUAUGCUGCAAUACAGAACAGGCAGCUGAACACUUCCGAAACCCCCAGCGGCGUAUCCGGCGUUGGCUUCGGCGCUUCCAAGCCUCCCAGGUGGAGAAUCUGGAGGGCAAAUAUCUGAGCUUAGAAGCUGAAGAGAAACUGGCUGAGUGGGUGCUAACCCAGCGGGAGCAGCAGCUACCUGUAAAUGAGGAGACCUUGUUCCAGAAAGCCACCAAAAUAGGACGUUCUUUGGAGGGGGGAUUUAAGAUCUCUUAUGAAUGGGCUGUCCGUUUCAUGCUACGGCACCAGCUGACUCCCCAGGCCCGGCGAGCUGUGGCCCACGCUUUACCUAAGGGUGUGGCAGAGAACGCAGGACUCUUCAUCGAAUUUGUCCAACGGCAGAUUCACAACCAGGACCUCCCCUUGUCUAUGAUUGUGGCUGUUGAUGAGAUCUCCUUGUUUCUGGAUACAGAGGUGCUGAGCAGUGAAGACCGAAAGGAGAAUGCCCUGCAGACAGUGGGUACAGGGGAACCUUGGUGUGAUGUAGUCCUGGCUAUUCUGGCAGAUGGCACUGUUCUCCCCACCCUGGUUUUCUACCGGGGACAAGUGGAUCAGCCUGCUAGUGUGCCAGACUCUAUAUUGCUAGAAGUGAAGGAGAGUGGCUACAGUGAUGACGAGAUCAUGGAGCUGUGGUCAGCCCGAGUGUGGCAGAAGCACACAGCUUGCCAGCGCAGCAAAGGCAUGCUCGUGAUGGACUGUCAUCGCACUCACUUGUCAGAAGAGGUGAUGGCUAUGCUCAGUGCCUCUAGCACUUUGCCUGCAGUGGUCCCAGCAGGCUGUAGCUCCAAAAUUCAGCCAUUAGAUGUAUGCAUCAAACGAAGUGUCAAGAACUUCCUGCACAAAAAGUGGAAGGAGCAGGCUCGGGAAAUGGCAGAUACUGCAUGUGAUUCUGAUGUCCUGCUUCAACUGGUGCUGGUCUGGCUGGCUGAGGUACUUGGUGUCGUUGGGGACUGUCCAGAGCUAGUUCAGCGAUCCUUCCUUGUGGCUAGCGUUCUGCCUGGCCCUGAUGGCAACAUCAACUCACCUAUAAGAAAUGCUGACAUGCAGGAGGAGCUAAUUGCCUCCCUAGAGGAGCAGCUGAAGCUGAGUGGGGAACAGUCCGAGGAGCCCUCAGCAUCUACUCCCCGACCCAGGUCAUCUCCUGAAGAGACAGUUGAGCCUGAAAACCUUCACCAGCUCUUUGAGGGUGAAAGCGAGACCGAGUCCUUCUAUGGCUUUGAAGAAGCUGACCUAGAUCUGAUGGAGAUCUGAGUGUUGGGGUCAUGAGCUGGUGUGAAGUGGGGGUGGGAAAGUGUGAGGGUGGGUAGAGGGAUUUAGGGAAAAGGGGGUAUACCAGGUGGGGUAUUUGGUUUAUAUUUUUUAAUUUUAUGCCACCAUUCCCCCCACAUGGUGACUUACACUUCCCUCUGGAUUUGUGGAUUAUUAAUACCAGUAGUGAUCACAUCUGAGCCAAGGAGCUGGCCCACUGGUCAUUCACUUAUGCUAAAAACAGGUUUUUGUGACUUUUUUUUUUUUUUAAUCACUGUUUGGUAUUUUUCUGACAAAAUCAAGGAAGAAAAAAAAAUUCUUUGUGGGUGAAUGUUAAAUUUUCCCCUUUUACCUCAACUGUACCGUAGUACAUGUGGGUUUUCUGGUUGUUGUACUGUGCGGCCAAUGUCUUCGGGCAUGAUGCUGUCCAACCAUUGUCAAUGUGAGAGCAUUUCUGAAGAUGGGAAAGGCAAAAAUGUGUAGCUCACAAGCUGGUUUAUUAUAUAUAUGGAUAAAAAACCUUUUUCAUUGUGGUCUUAACACUUUUAUAUAAAAAUGAAAAUGGAAAAAAAUCCCACUGAACUCUCUCUUCCUUCUCCUUUCCUCCCCUCUCCAGAGAUGUUGGUUUCUACAGCAACUCUAGAUACAAAAUUGUGGCUUUAAAAAAUGCAUGAAACCACCUUAAUCAUCCAGAAUGAUGAGUAGAUUUGUUUUUCCUUACCACCCUCCGUCCAGCAAAAACACACACAAAAAAACUAUCCUUUGCACUUGGGAUCCUUGGCCACCCUUCCCAUUCUCACACCAUCCCUCUGGACAAAGGGUCAUGCAUGUGUCAUUGGCAAGAGAGUGUCAGGGUGGGAAGCAUUCCCAGCAUAUGGGUCUUCAUCCUGCAGACCCCAGGGGCAAUUCCCUGCUUUGUUGAACUCCAUCCUGUAAGUGGACAGCAUGCCUGUUUGAGAGAGCACGUCAUGCAGCCAGGAGCUAAUUGUGCAAGAAGUGUUAAACUUUAACAAACCAGACCCCUUGUUGAAAUCCUGAUUACUCUGGCUUUCCCCUCUCUUAAUGCUUAGGGAAGAAUCUAACCAGAAGAAACACAGGGGUGUGCACAAAGAAAAAGACAUGAAUCUUUAUUUUUCACUGCCAGCUUCAAGGAAGAAAAUUUUUCUACAGUUUGCAUGAGGGAUAUUUUUAAAUUGUAUGUUCUCAUGGUUAUAAACUGAAAUGUACUCGAACGUACAGAAAAAAAGAAGCAAAAAAUCCAAGUCCACCUUUCCCUCAGCUACACCAUGCUUCUGUCCAUCCUGAGGCUUUCAGCAACAUUUCACUCCUGUGAGCCAAGGAGGCAACGUGCACAAGCUUGUAAAUCGGUCAUCCUUAAAAUGUACAUAAGUGGAACAUACAGUAAAUGAGGGGAAGUGGAUUUAUAAGCAAUGUGGUUUUUGUUUUUUUUUUAGGUGACCAUAUUUUAAUAGGCUUUCAGGCUGGGAGACGUUGAUGUGAUGGGCCUGGUGGUACAGGUGUGAUGUUACCACCUAUUUGUCCUCACUCCCACCUUUUUAACCCCCAGCACACUCUAAAGUAGUGAACUGGAGUGAUCCCUCCCAUAAGCAGCCUGGCCAGCCUUGUGAACCCAUGGCAUCUGAAAAGAGAACUGAGGAUCCACCUGGGCUUCUCUUCCCCAGCUUUUUGCCUGAUGCCAUUUUGACAGAAUAUGGACUUCAAACCUUUGAGAAUAUUCAACUAUGGUCAACUCUAUCUACAACCUCAUCCUUCUCUGGUAGUCUCUGCAGCAGCCCCAGCCUUAGCUGAGCUGGAUCCCUGGUUUUUGCACACUAUGACUUCAUUGGUGGGUAGUUUUUUUAAGACCAUAAUACCAACAGUGGAUUGGCUGGGUUUUGGCCAGGAAGUUACCUUUGUGGAUUCUGCCCGCAUGGCUUAGUAGUAGAAGGAAAUUUUUUUGUUUUUUAUAAAUCAGUUUAAUCAAUAAACAAGUAUUUAUUGACUACUCUGUGUUGAGACUGAAUGUGUGGAAGAAUCAGAUUGUAAACUCACAGUUUUUACUUAAAUUCUAGUUUGAUGUAAUAAUGGAUGAUACAAAUGGAGGGAUGUUUGGAUUCACCCUCAGCUCUCCUCACUAAAUUUCUGUUAAUAGAUUUUGGGUUUGCAACCUAUGUUAGUUUCUCAAAGAGGAUAUGCAUCGGAAUCACCUACGGUGGUCAAUUGGCUUAAAAGAAGGAGUUUUAAGUGUAAUUUGACUAAUACUUCAACUGAUUUGACUUAUAGCUAUACUUGAUAACUUUUAAUAACAUAUAGUACCUUUAAGAGGUUUUCUGACCUAUUUGGGCAAUAGACAUUUAGGUUA